AUGCUCGUCAGAAGGGUCAAGGAAGCCAGGAAGCUCGUCGAGAGGUCGAAGAAGGAGAGGUGGGGCCAUCAGACACGACUGCGCCAAAGGCACGAAAGCGGUGCCCCGCUACCAACCACGUGUUGCGGGACCGUCGGAAUCAUUGCAGGCCCUCGCGCCGUCCAAGAAAUCGCGCGUUUGUCAAGUGCAGAGAUGGCCGGCACAGGCAGCUCCCACAGCGACCCCAUCGCCAUCCCCUCAAGCCCAGUCACCUCCCAAGACUUCGGCGGCGAUGUCGACGAUUUUCCUGACAUCGACGACCUCCUCCCCGAGCUUCCUAUCGACCUUACGAAUUUUGAGCGCGUUCCCUCCCCUCUACAACGCUCUGUUUGCGAUCUAGACAACCAGCAGUACCCUGAUUGGAGCGGUAUUGACAGCGAGAACGAGUCCCCAGGCGCAGACAUUCCCAACCCCACUGAAGGCUUCCUCUCCUCCACCAUCCAAGGCCUCCAGUCUCUGAGCCAGAGGUUAACAUACCUUCUACAAACUCGAGAAGACGGGGCACAGCGGGUGUCUCCACCAAAGACAUAG
Molecule: messenger RNA, 570 nt
Organism: Chaetomium globosum CBS 148.51
Lineage: Eukaryota; Fungi; Ascomycota; Sordariomycetes; Sordariales; Chaetomiaceae
Exons: 3
Coding region: 1-570 (189 amino acids)
Source: RefSeq, a predicted model, not a curated record